This is a messenger RNA of Castor canadensis (American beaver), 2202 nucleotides long. Lineage: Eukaryota; Metazoa; Chordata; Mammalia; Rodentia; Castoridae. The record is from RefSeq and is a predicted model, not a curated record.
GCCCGAUUCAGUGUCGCUCAGUCGCACCCGCCGGCAAUUCCAGGUGCUUCAUUACAACGCUGAAGAGCCGAGAACUUGACGGGGUCCGGACAGAUUUUUCUUCUUAGGUAUAUUGCCUCAAGUUUAAUGAAAAGAAUUGUGAUCAGCUAGAAUUUGAUGCAAGGAAUGGAAUUAUCUCAUAGCUUAUUGCUAAAUGAAGAAGCGUACAAUCAACUAGGUGAAGUUCAGAAGGCUGAGUUUAUUUUUGAGUGGUUGAGAUACUUGGAGAAGCUCUUGCUAUCAACCAGCCGGAGUGAUGUAAGGGAGAAACAGAAGACUCUUGUUGAACAACUCCUAUCCUUGUUGAACAGCUCCCCAGGGCCUCCAACUCGUAAACUUCUUGCUAAGAACCUAGCUGUACUUUAUAGUAUUGGAGAUACAUUCUCUGUUUAUGAGACAAUCGAUAAAUGUAAUGAUCUUAUUCGUAGCAAAGAUGAUUCUCCAAGUUAUCUUCCCACCAAACUUGCUGCUGUGGUAUGUUUGGGUUCCUUGUAUAAGAAGCUGGGUAGAAUACUGGGUAACACCUUUACUGAUACAGUGGGAAAUAUUCUUAAAGCUAUGAAGAGUGCAGAGUCUCAAGGUAGAUAUGAAAUUAUGCUGAGUCUGCAAAAUAUAUUGAAUGGAGUAGGAGCUGCUGCUGCACCUUGCCAUAGGGAUGUUUAUAAAGCUGCUAAAUCUUGCUUAACAGAUAGAUCCAUGGCUGUUCGCUGUGCUGCUGCAAAGUGUCUUCUUGAACUUCAGAAUGAGGCCAUCUUUAUGUGGAGUACAGACCUGGACAGUGUGGCCACACUAUGUUUUAAGUCAUUUGAAGGUUCCAAUUACGAUGUGAGGAUUUCAGUUUCAAAACUGUUGGGCACAAUAUUGGCUAAAGCUAUAAUUUCUAAACAUCCAGGAGCAGCAGCCUCACGUCAAAGCAUUCGCAGAGUAUCUCUGGAGGAAGUUCUGGAAUUACUAGGAACAGGGUUUCUACGUGGGAGUUCAGGAUUUCUUCGAGCCAGUGGAGAUAUGCUGAAAGGAACCAGUUCAGUCAGUAGGGAUGUUCGAGUUGGAGUUACUCAGGCUUACGUGGUAUUUGUUUCAACAUUAGGAGGAGCUUGGCUAGAGAAAAAUUUUGCCAUCUUUCUUUCUCAUAUCCUAAGCCUUGUGUCACAGUCACAUCCUAAAGCCACUCAAACUCAGAUUGAUGCUGUCUGCUGCCGCCGAUGUAUUUCAUUCAUCCUUCGAGCUACUAUAGGAGGCCUUCUCGGAGAAAAGGCUCAAAUUGCUGCUGCAAAGGAAAUCUGCCAGGCCAUCUGGAAACUAAAGAAAGUUAUGGAUGCUGUAUUGAGUGAUAGUAAUUUGGAAACCCGGCUCAGUUCCACAGAUACAGCAGCCAGCCAGCAUAUGCUGGUAUGUGCUUUACAAGAACUCGGAAAUCUCAUUCAUAGUCUGGGCACCACAGCCGCACCUUUGCUGCAGGAUUCCAGUGCAGGCCUUCUUGACAGCGUCAUUUCAGUUAUUCCUCAUCCUAGCACUUCUGUUCGACUCGCAGCAGCUUGGUGUUUGCACUGUAUUGCUGUGGCAUUACCUUCCUACCUAACACCUCUUGUAGAUCAUUGUCUUGAACGACUUACUGUACUUAAGUCUUCACCUGAAGCAGUGACUGGCUUUAGUUUUGCUGUAGCAGCUUUGCUAGGAGCAGUGAAACAUUGCCCUUUAGGAAUUCCUCAUGGAAAGGGCAAGAUUAUUAUGACAUUAGCAGAGGAUUUGCUGUGUUCUGCUGCUCAAAAUAGUCGCCUGUCGGCCCAGCGCACACAAGCUGGAUGGUUGUUGAUAGCUGCUCUGAUGACAUUAGGUCCUGCAGUUGUCAGUCAUCACCUAGCUCGAGUUCUGCUGUUGUGGAAAUGUGUCUUUCCAGCAGCUUCUAAAGAUCUAGAAACAGAAAAGAGCCGAGGAGAUUCAUUUACAUGGCAAGUAACCCUGGAAGGACGAGCUGGUGCUCUCUCUGCUGUCAAGAGUUUUGUUUCCCACUGUGGUGAACUCCUUACUGAGGAGAUAAUUCAGCGCCUUCUUCCUCCACUUCCUUGUGCUGUGGAUUUGCUAACUCAGUAAGGAUCAGCUAUUUAGGUUGAUAAAAUUUUCUAAGAUCAAUUAGGUAUUCUUUGAUUAUGUAAUAUCCUUAAG